GCUUGUCAUUUUGCAUUACCAAAAAAACCCAAAAGCAAGCCCACAACACAGCACUGAAAAUCAAGUACAAAAACAAGAACAAUUCAACUAAAUCCAACUCCAAAUUUUGGAAAUUUUACUCAUUUCUCCUCUUACGGCAACUCUAAUAAAUAAGCCAAACAUGUCAUUUUAGAGUCAAACUUAACUGAACUUGGCUAAACUCUACACUAUACAUUACCCACAACGCUCUAGGGUUUUCAACAGUGAAUCCCCUUUCUUCUUAACUUUUUGGGAAUAUGUGAGAUCUCUGCUGACUUACAAUUAGAAUAAAGGGAAUAGUAUCUUCAUGUAGAAUGGCUACAGAGAGUCUGAUUAGAAUCUCAGAAACAAGUGCAAAAUGGCCCGCCCCAAAGAAUGCUGCGACAUUUGCACCAUCUUCUUCCAAUAUGGCAGUGGAGGAGUUAGGAUUGCUUCCAAAGGGUCAUAAUGUUCAUGGCAGUGGGAGAAAUGCUGUGCCUGAUAGGAGUGGAAGUGCUCCUCCCAACAUGGAGGGUUCCUUUGUGGCUAUAGAUAACCUUAUAUCCCAGCAGAGCUCUGGUUUGAGUGUGAGCUUUGCUAGCUUAGAUGAGAUUUUAAAAAACUGUGUGUCCGAGGAGUUCUUACAAACUGAUCCAGCGUAUUUAACAUGUUACCGAUCCAAUGUCAACCUUAACCCUAGGCUUCCUAGACAUCUUUUUCACCGUAUGAAUAGAUUUGGAAAUAAUAGGGGUUCAACUUCUUUGGAUGAUUUUGCUAAUAGUUCCUCGCAUUUAUCUCAAGUUUCCCUUUCUACGCACAAUGAAGAGUCUGAGGACGAUCACUCUUCCCAACAUUCAUUUGAUGAUCUGGCUGGCAGGAAAAAUGGGCUCUGGUCUGGAAAGGAUGCAGCUCAAUUGUCAGGCCAAAACAAUAAUCUGGUUGAUACAAUGCUGGAAGUCUUUCCUUGUACUCCAUCACAUGCAUAUAAUCAGUCUCAUUCUUUGGGCUAUGGAAUGGCAGAGGAAGCAGUUGACCAUAUUUCUGGUUCCAGUACCUUGCAAGAUCUCACUGUUAGCUCGUCAAAUGCUGUAAGAUCUACCAUUGAUAUUGAUGAUACAGUGUUAGCAUCAAAAGCUGAUCUAUCGGCUUCCCAUAUUUCAAGCUCAUCAUCUCUGGACAGUGGAGGAACUCUACCUUUCACUCCACCUAUUCAUGAAGGAACUUUGAACAAUACAGAUGUUCAGCUAAAAAAUGAAGUCUCUGUCCACAGUGUCAGUGAUGCUGAUGUUACUAUUAUGGCAUCUCGUAUGAAGGAUCUAAAUUUGAGCUUGCAAAAUUCAGGGAAUCAAAAAAGUCAAGAUCAACACCAAGCAUGCCAACAAGAGAGCAGUUCAUCUCAAGUUCGAAGUUCUAAGUCUCAAUUAGAUUCUAAAGGAGUAAUUGGCAGAUAUGUUGGUGCGGAUCACUUUCUUCAUGGCCCUUCUAAGUUCACAACAGUGGUACAGCCGGUACUUCAGUCAUCUGGUUCCACACCACCAUUCUAUGCAACUGCAGCAGCUGACAUGACUUCAUCACAUCCAUUUUACCCUAAUGGUCAAGUCCCAGGAUUUUAUUCUCCUCAAUAUGGUCUAGGUGGUUAUGUGAAUUCCUCUGUUGUUCCUCCAUUUAUUGCUGGAUAUCCUCCCCAUGGUGCUGUUCCAUUUGUUUUAGAUGGCACUGCAGGUCCCAACUUUAGUACUCAAAUGUCUGGGGUUUCAGCUGGAGCAGGCUUAGGCUUUGUUCAUGGAUCUGAUGCACAACAUCUUAACAAGCUUUACGGGCAAGUUGGAUUUGCACUGCAACCAUCUUUUUGUGAUCUCUUUCAUUUGCCAUACUUUCAACAGCCUUUUGGGGAGGCAUAUAAUUUUACUGGUCAAUUUGACCCAUUAGCUUCCACAAGUGGUGUUUUUGGGAACCAAAAUAUUGCUCAUGACUCGAAGAAAGGGUCUGACUUAGCUGCUUCUGAUGACCAGAAAUUCCAACAUGAGAGAAGUGCAGGACCAAAGAAUCCAAACUCAGGUAAAGGGGUGAUUAGUUCUCACUAUUUGGGGAAUCCAACACAUAUGGGCAUUUCAAUGCAGUACACUUCUUCACCAAUUGCUAGUCCAGUUUUUCCUGGAUCACCUUUAGUGGGGACUGGAUUUCCUGGUGGCAGAAAUGAUAUGAGAUUUCUCCCUGGUUCUGGCAGAUAUUCUGGUUGGCAUGGGCAAAGGGGAUAUGAGAAUUAUAAUGAUCCCAAAAUCUUUAAUUUUCUUGAAGAGCUGAAAUCUGGCAAAGGUCGAAGAUUUGAGCUGUCUGAUAUUGCAGGGCAUAUUGUUGAAUUUAGUGCUGACCAACAUGGGAGUCGAUUUAUUCAGCAGAAGUUGGAGAGUUGUAGUGGUGAAGAGAAGUCGGCUGUAUUUAAAGAAGUUCUUCCUCAUGCUUCCAAACUUAUGACUGAUGUUUUUGGUAAUUAUGUUAUCCAGAAGUUCUUUGAGUAUGGAAGCUCUCAGCAGCAGAAGGAACUAGCAAAUCAACUUGUAGGGAAGAUCUUGCCUUUAAGUCUGCAAAUGUAUGGCUGUCGUGUAAUCCAAAAGGCACUUGAAGUUAUUGAGCUUGAACAGAAGGCACAGCUUGUCCAUGAACUGGAUGGGCAUAUCAUGAGAUGUGUGCGCGAUCAAAAUGGCAAUCAUGUAAUACAAAAAUGCAUUGAGUGUAUCCCAACGGAGAAAGUUGGGUUCAUUAUUUCUGCUUUCCGUGGCCAAGUUGCAACACUUUCUAUGCACCCCUAUGGUUGCCGUGUUAUUCAGAGAAUUUUAGAACAUUGUACGGAUGAGUAUCAAUGCCAGUUUAUUGUGGACGAGAUCUUGGAUUCUGUUUGUGCUCUUGCUCAGGACCAGUAUGGCAAUUAUGUUACCCAGCAUGUAUUGGAGAGGGGAAACACUGUUGAAAGAAGCAAAAUAAUUGGCAAAUUGUCUGGGCAUAUUGUACAACUGAGCCAGCAUAAAUUUGCAUCAAAUGUCAUUGAGAAAUGCUUGGAGUAUGGAGGUAUUGCCGAGCGGGCUGUAAUUAUUGACGAGAUUGUUGGACAGAAUGAGGGAAACGAUAAUUUAUUGAUAAUGAUGAAGGACCAGUUUGCAAAUUAUGUUGUCCAGAAGAUUUUUGAAAUAUGCACUGACAGUCAACAGGCCAUGUUGCUUAGUCGUAUUAGAGCACAUGCUUAUGCUUUAAAGAAGUAUACUUACGGGAAACACAUUGUUGCUCGGUUUGAAAUGCUGCUAGAAGAUAAUCAGUCAUCAGGAUCAUAAUGUCAACAUGCCAUGAUCGUACUCGCCCCAGCCCCAGCCCCAGCCCCAGCCCCAGCCCCAAGCAUUGGUGUAUGAAAGCAGGUGACUUAAAACAAUUGAAGAAGGCUUUCCUGUGACUAAAGCACAUGCAAUUUGGUGGUAUGUUAUGUUCCAGGAUUUGAUGAAGCAGUGAAUAUGUAAAUAUUACAAAGGUGUGGUUUAUGCAUCUGAAAUACAAUUAUUGAUUAUGAAAAUAGGUUUGAUUGGUGGGUUAUAUAAGUGAUAAGAUAUUAUUUAGAAAGAAACCUGUAAAUUGUGUUGUUUAUGGAACUGGGAAUGUUAAGGUAGAAUUUACUUUGCUAGAAAUACAAAGUAGAAAGGUUGGAUAUGA
Messenger RNA from Mangifera indica (mango), 3693 nucleotides. RefSeq names its product pumilio homolog 6, chloroplastic-like. Gene Ontology annotation, biological process: post-transcriptional regulation of gene expression. The transcript has 10 exons. The coding region runs from base 333 to 3323 and encodes 996 amino acids. The record is from RefSeq and is a predicted model, not a curated record. Gene Ontology annotation, molecular function: mRNA binding. NCBI's taxonomy places the organism in Eukaryota, Viridiplantae, Streptophyta, Magnoliopsida, Sapindales, Anacardiaceae. Gene Ontology annotation, cellular component: cytoplasm.